Molecule: messenger RNA, 2262 nt
Organism: Myxocyprinus asiaticus (Chinese sucker)
Lineage: Eukaryota; Metazoa; Chordata; Actinopteri; Cypriniformes; Catostomidae
Product: ras association domain-containing protein 8-like
Exons: 5
Coding region: 354-1688 (444 amino acids)
Biological process (GO): signal transduction
Source: RefSeq, a predicted model, not a curated record
UCUCGUGUCGGAUGGACUUACUGCAGCACUGCGUGAAAACUUUUUCCUGUGGGGCGGUAGGCUCUAUACGGAUGAAAUCCGCGCAUUUCCUAGGACUAACGAACAUCUAGCUUAUAGUUAACGAAGCUUUAUUGUGAGAAUUUGAAAACAAAUGGGAAUGCUACUAGCAUAUUAAAACAAACUUUAGGCAAUGUAACGUCCGCUCGAGCGAAAGUGGACAAAUUCACCGUUUUUCUACAUUAAGAUAUAAAGAAUUGCUGGAUGGGUUUGACAUCUGUAGCACUGGACCCCUGGAGCAAGGAGGAAUGAUGUAGCAGACCAGCAGCCCCAGACCCUACAGAGUUUGACCCAGGAUGGAGCUGAAGGUAUGGGUCGAUGGAGUUCAGCGUGUGGUCUGUGGUGUCACAGAGGCCACCACCUGCCAGGAAGUGGUCAUUGCUCUGGCUCAAGCCAUUGGUCGCACGGGGCGCUAUACACUGAUCGAAAAAUGGAGGGACACUGAAAGGCAUCUCUUUCCUCACGAGAGUCCGGUCAUCUCUCUCAACACUUGGGGGCAAUAUGCCGGCGAUGUGCAGUUUAUCAUGCACCGCACAGGCCCCUCUCUGAAUGAGUACCCCCCAGCCGAAGGUCUGACACCUCGGGGCCCAGAGCGUGGCUUGCAUCGGCAGAGCCUUCCAUUGAUGGCCAAGCUCCGAGCUCCUGGCGACCGCUCCCUCCACCGUCGUGAGCCACGGCGCAAAUCUCUGACCUUCACGGGUGUGCCCCGCAGCCUCCGGGACAUCCUUAGUGGAGGCAGACUCAGCGACAGUAAGGCCAAAUACCGGGUGGUUGUAAUGAACAGUGGCCACAAUACGCAAUCAAUGUCCCCUCGGUUAUCAGGCAACCGAAUGGAGGAUCUUACCCAACUGGUGAAGCUUCAAAGGGAGACACUUACAGUUUUAGACAGCAGGGUGGAGGCAUAUGAGGCAGAGCUUCGGAUGUUGAAUGAGAAAAGAGUUGGAGUAGAGGAAGGCGAUCCGUACGUGAUGGUGACAGAAGAGAUUGCAAGAUUGGAGAAGCAGGUGCGAAAGAACAAGGUUGAGAUUGAGGAGGAGGAAUUCUGGGCCACUGAGCUCCAGAUUGAGCAGGAGAGCGAGAGGCAGCUACAGGAGCGGCUGCAUGAGUUGGCCAGUCGUCUACACAGCUGUGAGGCGGAUUUGGAGCAGCGGCUGAUGUGUAUGCAUGGUGUUGAGGCAGGGCUGGAGACUCAACGUCAGCAUAAGGAGAUCAGAGAUACGCAGCAGGCCACCGAAGGUGAAGUGAAGGCAAGACUUCAGAGGGUGAAAGCAGAACUCAAGGCUCAGUCUCAGCACAUGGCCCAGCUUGAGAAAAGCUGUAGAGUAGUAGACCGCUCGAUGGCUGAGUCAUGCAAGAGAAUGCAGGAGAGUCAGUACGAGCUGGAACAGCUGACCAAAGAGUUGAGGCAGGUAAACCUGCAGCAGUUCAUCCGACAAACAGGCACCAAAGUCACGGUUCUGCCCGUGGAGCCCAGCGAUGAGGACACCAGCAACACAACAGAUGAUAAAGAUUUCGCUUCAUUAACGGGCUCAUUGAAACGCACAGGUUUUUCUAGUUCAGUGGUUGGCAGUAUUCGUGGACUACAGAGUUCGAUAUCAUCAGCUUUAAAUCCUGAGGGCAUCUACGUUUGAGGAUGACAAACCUCUUCGGUAGCAUUAGCUUUAUAAGACCUUCUACAUUGAAGAUUUUGGCUGAAUAUGAUCCUUUACUACUCCAAGCACUAAAAGACAACAGACGGUAAACUUAAAGGUGAACCAAUUCCAGUAUUGAGCUGUGGUGAAUGUUUAUCAUGGAAAAUUCCAUGCAGAAAUCUGACAUAUGGCAAUAUAUGUAAACAUAAGCAUGAUGUUGGGCAAGUAUUGUUUACACUGAUAUAAAAAAGUAACAUAUUUGUACAAAUAUGCAAUUAAAUACUACAGAAAUGGCAGUUUUCAUAUAUGUAACAUAUAUUUGUAUAAAUAAGUGCAAUUUGAAUGUGUACAUACAGUACAUGGUGACAUACAGUAUGUGAACUAUUAUUUUAUAAAUGUUCAUUUAUGGCCAUAAAUCUGAUUUGUAAACAUCUUCCAAACAUUUUUCCUGUUCACCACAAACAGCUGAUCAUUUUAAAUACAAACCAAUUUUUAUUUUAUUUUAAUAUAUACUCCACUGAAAUGAUACCCUUAGGCUUGUCAUUUCAAUAACGUGUGUAGAUGAAGGAUUAAU